Molecule: messenger RNA, 3361 nt
Organism: Anopheles stephensi (Asian malaria mosquito)
Lineage: Eukaryota; Metazoa; Arthropoda; Insecta; Diptera; Culicidae
Product: hyaluronidase Tab y 2.0101-like
Exons: 8
Coding region: 2088-3188 (366 amino acids)
Biological process (GO): carbohydrate metabolic process; hyaluronan catabolic process; defense response
Molecular function (GO): hyalurononglucosaminidase activity
Source: RefSeq, a predicted model, not a curated record
ACUCAGAACCUGCAGUAAAUGAGACAUUAAGGACAGAAGGUUGAUUUCUUAUUGAUUUCUUGUGACGUCUUCUUUUCAUAAGCUUUUAAUAGAGACAUCAAGAAGAUUUUUAGCAUUAAAAAAUAUCUACUCUUAUACCUGUCACAUCCAACGGCAUGACGUUAACCCGAUGCGUAUGAGGCUAACGAGUUAUCACCCAACAAGACAUAUUUGUUAGCAAAUGUGACAACAACCCUAUCCCGUCGUCUGCUCCCAUUGUUAAUCUAUCUCAAACCAAGAAACCGGAACCCGCAAAUGACGGCCCGCAAAGCUCUUGAACCUCGCGAAGGUGGGCCAUCGGUUUAAGCUGCUUUGAUUGCUCCCAUCUUGCAAGAUGUUGAAAAGCCUCGUGCAACCCGUCAAGUGGUUGAGACAAUCCACGUCCACCGACAAGUUUAAUUGCAGCAGAUUAACCUGAAAGCCUCCCAUCACCGAUACAGCCAUACGUUUGAUGGUCGAAAGAAGGGACAGGCGGUGCAAUGAUGAUAAGCCGUUGAAGUGGUGCCCUUUGAUUGGUGACGAUACCGCACUGAUUGUGAGGUGCAGUUGUUGCAUUGUUUAUCUUGGUGACUUGGUUGCCACUUGCUUGACUUUACUUAUGGAUAUAAUGCUGAUAAAUCGAUUUAAUACUAGAAAGGUCUAAGAGAAUCUUCUAGAAGAAUCAGUAUUCAAUCUAUGAAUUUAGUGAAGCAUCUUCCGCCCCUAUGAGGUCUCUCACAGACAACCUGCCUUGAUCUCCAGUUAGAUGCAAGCGUUAUCUUUUAAUUGAAACGAUUCGAUCCAAUGUCACUGCGUGUCACUGUACUGUCAUUAGUGCGGUGAACGCUGCUACCAUCUCAUUCCGGUUGGACCAUAUGCAAAUGUGACCAGGGCAGCAGUUUGCAGGCAGACACACGGAAGCACGCGAAGAGCUAAAGUUCCCGGAGAACAAAAGAAAAAAACAGCAACCUGCACCCCAUAACAAAGCGAUCCCGCGAAUGCUUGUGAGCUUAUGUUUUUCGUUACUCGCACACGUUACAACAGCAACGUUUUUUGUCUGUUUGUUGCUCAAACCGAUGACGAAACAUUACUUUCUUCGCACACAAACAGCUGCCGCUCAAGGUUUGUGCUUCGGUUGGGUGUAGCGUGUUUUGGAGAGGGAUACAGCAAAACAAUAACGCCAGCUAACGCAGGUAAAUAGGCGCUUCUUCGCGUCGCCACUUGACAGAAGAACGGUAGCUCCAGUAGUAGCUCGAUUGAGUGUGAGUCGAUGGUGUCACUGCACACACACACACACUGUGGAGCUUAAUUAAUAAAACACGAUCAAUCGGCAAGAAGCGCGGGUCUCCUCCAUGAAGCGUCGUGCUUGAUUCUAUCGCGCCAAACAAUCUAGAUCGCGCGGGCACCAGCUGUUUUUGUUGUUCUACUCCGGAUUUCAUUUUUUUUCGCUUGCUUGCUGUGUCUUCGUCGUUCGUGGCGCUCGCGUCAAGUGUCACCCGAUCGGCACCAGACAGCGUUGCGUCGUCUACGGCAUAUCGAGCCGCAAGUUCAACGUGUAGUGUGUGCGGUUGUUCAGCGAGCGCGCGCGUCAGUCCGAUCGCAAACGCGGCCACAAUAUAUUCCUCCGGCACAUCGAGCAAUUCUGUUUGGGGCCUGCUACUAGAACCACAGUCCCAAGAAAUCUUAAAUCAGUGCUUACCUUGCGCUAGCUAGAGAACCGGUGCAGCGUACGCGGGAUUGUGAAGUGUCCGGGGAAAAGCAACCCAUCCAGUGUAAGUGACGUGUAGUGCAAUCAAAACGCGAGUGAAAUCUACAACGUCUGUAAGAGUUCUAGUGAUAAAUCGACUCAAAAAAAACACACUAACACAUUGAUAUGGCAAGUGACAUCAGCGACAAUUUUUAAUUGAGAUAAAUCUAGCAGAAAUCGUACUUGCCUCAAUUAACGAUAAGUGAUUAGCGUGCUCUCUCUCUCUCUCUGUGUCUCUGCACUCAGCUCGCAACGACGCUAGAAUCGUUUCAAGCGAAAAAACAGAACCAGCAUCAUCAUCAGCAACUUCAACAGCAACAACAUGGUUUACCUCGCAGCUCGCACACGGUUGUUGAAACUGUCGACGCUACUUCUCCUGCAGAACCUCGUCCUAAUCAAAUCCUUCGAAGUGUACUGGAACAUACCCACCUUUAUGUGCAAUCAGUUUGGCUUCGACUUUGGUGGCGUCAACCGGACGUACUCCGUCGUCCAGAACAGUAACGACACCUUUCGGGGAAAUGCCGUCUCGAUACUGUACGAUCCCGGGAAAUUCCCGGCCCUGCUCGAGAAACCAUCCACCAAAACGCUGUACAAGCGUAACGGUGGCGUACCACAGGAAGGCAACCUAACCGAACAUCUGCAGAUAUUCGAACGUCACCUAAACGAGCUGGUACCGGAUCGUAACUUCAGCGGUAUCGGCAUUAUCGACUUCGAGUCGUGGCGACCCAUCUACCGGCAAAACUUUGGUUCGCUCCAACCGUACAAGGAUCUGUCGGUCAAGAUCGAAAAAGAGCGCCACCCGUACUGGUCGGCGAGCCAUCUCGAACGGGAGGCAACACGACGCUUCGAAGCAACAGGGCGCGACUUUAUGGAGCAAACGCUACUGCUGGCCCGAAAGCAGCGACCCCUGGCGGCCUGGGGUUACUAUGCAUUUCCGUACUGCUUCAACAUGAACGGUGGCGCGAACGCUCGUUCCGAAAACUGCUCACCGGAAGUGCAGCGAGAAAACAACCGAAUUAUGUGGCUGUUCGACAACUCGGACAUUAUCUUCCCAUCCGUCUAUCUGCGCGAAAAACUAUCCCCCAGUGAGCGGGAGCAACUAAUAAGGGGACGUGUGCGAGAAGCCGUUCGAGUCGCACAUCGUAACAGUGCGUCAAAGCCUCGACGCAAGGUGUUGACCUAUCUGCGCUACGUAUACACCGACACCAUACAGUACCUGACCGAGAGCGACUGGAUCAAUGCACUGGCAGCCAUGAAGAGCACCGGAUCGGACGGAAUUAUUCUAUGGGGCAGUUCAUUCGAUCUUAACACACGACAAAAAUGUACCUCAUUCAAACAGUACCUCGAUAGUACGCUGGGACCUGUUCUAAGUACUCUGCAACCCCGCUACGUGGUGGAAAGUCUGCUAGAUACAUCCACGUAAACGACAAUCAGCUGCAUCCAACAAAAAAAACCCAACACAAACCGACCAACCAAAUACCAAGCUGGAGACAGCAGGAGUUCUAUGCUUAAGCGGAUUUUUUUUAAAUAUUUUAUUGUCUAGCAUUGUAGUGAAUACCGAUUAAAUGAUUAACAAAGACUUAACAUAUUCAAAGA